AUGGCGGGCACAAAUCAGAUGAUACCCUUCGAAGCUCUCCCACUAGAUCCUACCGGCCCUCGCGGAAAUGCCUGGGGACGGUUCGGACCUAACGAUGAGUUGGGAACUUUGAACCUCCUCACGCCGGAGGUGAUUGUAGAGGCAGCCAAGGAGAUCAAGACGGGAGUACGCAUCUCGCUGGACUGGCCACUCAGCAUGCCUUCUUAUCCAAGCUUCAAUCGGAAUCCGUUUAAGCAGGAGAUCGUGCUGAGGAACCCGAACUGUGUUUUUGAUGACAUCUUGACGUUUAACAGUCAAGGCUCUUCUCAGUGGGAUGGCUUCAGACACUAUGCUAAUCAGAAGGCACGGAAGUUUUAUAAUGGACACACAACGGACGAAAUUCAGAAUUCGGAUGUGAUCGGUCUUCAUACUGUUGCUGAGCACGGCGGUAUGACUGGCCGUGGCGUCUUGUUAGAUUAUGCCGACUGGGCGGCAACAAACUCCGUCUCAGUCUCGGCGCUCGAGUCUGAAGCUAUCACGUUAGACAGCCUCAAGAAGGUUGUGAAAGACCACAAACUCGAGUUCAGACAGGGUGACAUUCUGUUCAUCCGCAGUGGAUUCACUGUAGCCUACAACAGCUUGAGCGAACAGCAACGGAUAGAGAUGCCGAAUCGCCCAAACCCGGACUUCAGCGGUGUCGAAGCCACUGAAGGGAUGGUGCGAUGGCUAUGGGAGCACCAGUUUGCCGCUGUUGGAGGAGAUGCACCGAGCUUUGAGCGGGCUCCGAUUCGUGGUAGCCAUGCGGACCCUGACUACAAUAUUCACGAGUGGGUUUUGGCGGGAUGGGGGACGCCCAUUGGGGAGAUGUUCGAUUUGGAGAAGCUCUCGGCGCAUUGCAAGGCUACAGGAAGAUAUAGCUUCUUCUUGUCUAGUAUGCCGCUCAAGGUGGUUGGUGGAGUGGCUAGUCCACCGAAUGCUUUCGCUAUUUUUUAA
Molecule: messenger RNA, 972 nt
Organism: Penicillium longicatenatum
Lineage: Eukaryota; Fungi; Ascomycota; Eurotiomycetes; Eurotiales; Aspergillaceae
Exons: 4
Coding region: 1-972 (323 amino acids)
Molecular function (GO): arylformamidase activity
Source: RefSeq, a predicted model, not a curated record